CCGUGGUCUUUGAUUGGGACCUGAACCUGCCAUUGCUGGUCUUAGAGUGUCGCACAGUGGAAUGUUGAAUAAAAGUUUCCCUUUACUUUCUGUGCCCCCGGGAGAAGCUUGAGAAGCUGAGGCUUGAACCGCGAUGGAUGUGCUUCCUAUUCGGAUGACUGCCAAAGAGGAAGGAUCCUUUGCCUAUAUUUCAAUGAAAGAGCGAACACCAGAGAUCAUAAAAAAAGCUAUGGCUUCACUGGAUGAACAUCAAAGUAAUUUCACUAAGUUGCAUGGACAGGCAGGCACUAAAGCAAAACAGAAAGCUUACUCACUUCUUAAUGAUUUACUACAGCAACUAAAAAGUGAUGAGCCCUUAAAGCUUUUGACUGAUAAUUAUGUUGAUAAUGAUAUAUGGAACGAAUACCUGAAAAAUCAUGAAAAUAAGGAAAAGUUAAGUUGGUUUCAGGCACCUUGGUUAUAUGCAGAGUGUUAUAUGUACCGAAGGAUUCAUGAAGCAUUAAUGCUAAGUUCACCAAUCAGUGACUUUGAUGUAUUUAAAGAUUUAAAAUGCCAGAGUUUCCUUGACUCUCAGGAACCUAUUAUCAUUUUAUGUAAUUACCUCCAAGAGUUAAAAAGAAAGAUUGAAACCCUAAGUGAAAAUAAACUGCAAGAGGAGUUUUUUAAAUUGUUACAGAUUUCAUUGUGGGGAAAUAAGUGUGAUCUGUCACUUUCAGGUGGUCGGAGCAGCGCUCAGUUCGCAACUCCAAUGGCAGUUGUGGCAGAACUUGAAUCUUUCAUUUUAGUGAAUCAUAUGGAUUCUAUUUGGUCAGUACUUAUAAUGAGAAAGAAAAAUCAGGAAAACAUUUCUACGAGAGUGGAUUUUAUCCUGGAUAAUUCGGGGUUUGAGCUUUAUACAGAUUUGGUAUUGGCAGACUUUCUGUUAUCAGCUAAUCUGGCUUCUGAGAUCUAUUUCCAUGGAAAAAGUAUUCCCUGGUUUGUUUCAGAUACUAGUGAAAAAGACCUUAUGUGGUUAAUUUAUCAAUUAAAAACUGCUCAUACCAAUUGCAUGUCCAGGUGUGGGAGUAUCUGGGAAGAGUUUUUUCUGAAUCAUAAAUGGAAUUAUCGAGAUAAUAUGUUUUGGACUCUACCUCAUGAGUAUAGUGCUAUGUCUCAGGUUGCUCCUGACUUGUAUGCUGAUCUACAAAAGUCAAAUUUAAUUAUUUUCAAAGGUGAUUUGAACUAUAGGAAAUUGUUAGGAGACAGAAAAUGGACAUUUACAGUUCCAUUUCAUGAGGCUUUGAAUGGCUUUCAUCCUGCACCUCUCUGCAGCAUAAGAACAAUAAAAGCUGAAAUUCAAGUUGGUCUGGAACCUGGGCAAGGAGAAAGAAUUGCAAUUUCUGAACCUACUUGGAUGAACACUGGAAAAUAUGGUAUAUUUCAAUUUGAUGGGCCUUUAAGUUGACUUUUUUAAGUUUUUCACAUGUACAUUUCCUCCCUAGAAAAGUAUUUUAAAAUUUUAAUUAAUUACUUUUUGCUUUACUUUUUAAAAUUUAGUUAUUUUUGGAUUAUACUUACAGUAUCAGUUAUACUAAUGUACUGAAGUUACUGAUGAAGCAUCUUUAGGUUCAGCUGCUUAAAGACAUUUCAUUUCUAAUUCAUUGAAAUAUUAUGUUCGUUCAGUAUUUCUAGUGGUUCAAAGAAACUACUGAGAUAAAUGCAGAAAGUGCAUUUUGCUUUUAUUAUUAACUAAACUUGUAUUUUUAUUUUCACCAUUUGAAAGUAUAAGCUACAUGGAUUUAAUAUUUUGGAAAAGUGAAAAUUAUUUUAACUUCAUUUUGUAUUGCUGCAACACAAGUCUUAUGGUCACUUAAAUUUUUAUUUACCUUUAGGGGGAGAAAUUUCUUUUAAACUAUGAUGUUUGUACCACCAGGAAGUAGAAAAUUGAUGCUAUUUGUAAUUCUGAGGAAUUGCCUUUUGUAUUUACAUUUAUUUUCUUAAUGAUAGUUGCCUAAAUUCAUGUGUGUUUUGUAUUUCUAUUCAUGCAUUUACUGUACUGACCAAAGUUUACCGUAAAUAAAAAUCUCCAAAAACAGACCAAAA
This is a messenger RNA of Monodelphis domestica (gray short-tailed opossum), 2082 nucleotides long. Its product is annotated as damage-control phosphatase 1-like. The record is from RefSeq and is a predicted model, not a curated record. NCBI's taxonomy places the organism in Eukaryota, Metazoa, Chordata, Mammalia, Didelphimorphia, Didelphidae. Gene Ontology annotation, cellular component: nucleus. Gene Ontology annotation, biological process: DNA damage response. Gene Ontology annotation, molecular function: phosphatase activity.